This is a messenger RNA of Thermothielavioides terrestris NRRL 8126, 549 nucleotides long. RefSeq lists its product as uncharacterized. The transcript is spliced from 2 exons. The record is from RefSeq and is a predicted model, not a curated record. Bases 1 to 318 code for a protein of 105 amino acids. NCBI's taxonomy places the organism in Eukaryota, Fungi, Ascomycota, Sordariomycetes, Sordariales, Chaetomiaceae.
AUGCCGACCCCCGAGUCCGAGGCCUUCCUGGCCAAGAAGCCCACGGUCCCGCCGACCUUCGACGGCGUCGACUACGACGACACGAAGCGCCUGAAGCAGGCGCAGGACGCCAUUAUCCGCGAGCAAUGGGUGCAGGUCAUGAUGGGCCGGCUAGUGCGGGAGGAGCUGAGCAAGUGCUACUACCGGGAGGGCGUCAAUCACCUGGAGAAGUGCGGCCGGCUGCGAGAACGGUAUCUCGAGCUGCUCAAGAACGCCAAGGUCAAGGGCUACCUUUUCGAACAACAGAACUACUGGUCGAAGGACUUUGGGAAGCAAUAAGCUGUUAGUGACUUGGAAGUUCUAUCGAACUGCCAAGCGCUCAGGACUGGGCACAGGUCUGUCCCUGUGCAUGGCUACAGGACGGAGAUGCGCUGUGAGGCGCAUGCACUGGGCAGGGCUGACUGAGGGCGGAGUAUGGAAUCCCAAAUUUCUGGGGUUCGAUCGUACAUAAAAGCUAUUGAUUGAAACCUGUAAAACACCACGAUCAGAUUGCCCAAUCGGUUACUCGCA